Molecule: messenger RNA, 1150 nt
Organism: Aedes albopictus (Asian tiger mosquito)
Lineage: Eukaryota; Metazoa; Arthropoda; Insecta; Diptera; Culicidae
Product: chymotrypsin-like
Exons: 4
Coding region: 74-847 (257 amino acids)
Biological process (GO): proteolysis
Molecular function (GO): serine-type endopeptidase activity
Source: RefSeq, a predicted model, not a curated record
AAAAGCAAACUGGUUCGCCAAAACUUUAUCUAAACCGAUAUCGUCUUCGCAGUAAACAAACCUGUUCGGAGCAAUGAAGUGGUUCACUCUGUGUUUAUCCGUAGUUCUGUGUAUCUUGAGAGCUCAGGCGGCACCAGAACGCACUUCACGGAUCAUCAAUGGACAAUAUGCCAACCACCACCCGUAUAAUGCUUACAUAGUGUACAAAAGGGCCGACCAGUAUGGAUACUUCGGAGGUGGCACAAUCAUUUCCGAUCGCCACAUUCUCACGGCUGCUAUGAACAUCUACGGAUUCGUCCAGUGGGACGUUGGAGUAGGAAGUAACAUCCUCACUCAACUGGGCACGGUUGUGUCGUAUUCGGCCAUAGCCCAUCCAUCGUUCAACUCUGCAAACCGGGCUAACGAUAUCGGAGUCAUCACCCUACCGGUUUCGCUGGUCAUCUCUUCGACCGUGUCCCCAAUCGCUCUUCCUCCGCUGUAUACUUCCUCCGGGUUCCCCUUUGAGAACGAGCAGGGCACAGUUGUGGGCUUCGGGUUCACCGAUGUUGCUGCCACGAUUCGUCCGAGCAACCUGAUGAUAUCGUAUCAGCGGGUGAUUUCCAACAUCCGUUGCCAGCAGCACUACCAAGUAGCCAUACCGAAUCAUUUCUGCAGCGAGGAUACGGCGCAGUAUUCCAACGUCUGCAACGGAGACCUGGGGGCCGGCUUUAUCAGCUAUGUGAACGGGGUGCAGAGCGUUACCGGAGUUGCUUCGAUGAUUAGCCAAGCCUGUGGCUACAUAUAUCCAGCGGCGUAUACUCGUGUUGAGCCCUACCGGGCGUGGAUCAAUUCGGUGACGGGUAUCUAAGCUGUGGCUGUGUGUAGAAAUGAUGUUUUUUUCUUUAUAUAUUAAUUAGAUACAAAGUGUUUUGCGGGACAUAUAAAUAUUACGAGGCCAGCUUGGCCCUACUGCCUAUGUAAGACUCAUAUGAUCUUUGGAUCACCAUGAAAACUAAAAGGUUAGCAUAAUAAGACCAAAAACAAACCUAUGCCGUCUUGCCUUUAACUAACUGAGAUAACAUUUUAAACAGGCAAUAAUAAAAAUAAGAGCAGAAUAUGUAAAAUCAAAGAACUAAUAAAGGGCAUAAAAAAAUUGCAAUCAGAGCUAAAA